CUCAGCCAGACAGCUUUAUCGCCUUCCGAUAAGCCUCAUGAUAUCAACGAUCCCCUCGACUACCCCGCAUCCGUCAUCGAAAAUAAACUUCGAGCUCAGGGCAACUCCAGCUCAGGACAAACUAUAAUAUUCACCCUCGUCGUUCUAUACCGCUAACAAUCCAGCAUUUAUGUUUCAACCAUGACUUCGAAACAAGAACCAGCGCCGCCAACGGAAACAACGGAUACCCAGCCACCACCACAAGCCGCCCUGACCGUCCCAGCCGUCGGCUCAAAAGCUCCCUCUUCAGCACAACUCCCUAUCCCAAACCCAAACGCCAAACCUACUAUCGUAACCUUCCUACGCCACUGUGGCUGUCCCUUCGCCGAGAAAUCCUUCCGCCACUUCCGCUACCUCGCCAACCGCCACCCAGAAGCGAACUUCGUCGCCGUAUCUCACUGUACCCAGGAAGCGACAGACGAGUGGGUUGUCCACGUCGGCGGUGCCUGGGACGUACAGGUCAUUGUCGACACAGAGCGCGAGCUAUACGCGCUAUGGGGAGUGGGCAGGUCGAGUACCUGGCACUUGCUAAACCCUUGGACAGUGUAUAAGGGUGUGCGGAUGGUGGCGCAGGAGGGACAGCUAGUAGGGGGGAGUAGUGGGGAUAGGUGGCAAAUGGCGGGGAGUUUUGCGGUGGAUGGGGAGGGAACGGUGAGGUGGGUUAGGUUGGCGAAGACGGCGGAUGAUUUGCCGGAGUUUAAGGAGGGGUUGGUGGCUGUUAAUGUCAAGGUUAAGAAGGGGGAGGCUCAUGACUGAAAUGGAAGGGAAGACACGAUUUAUUGUAUAACUAUGUCGGUACUUCAAGUGUGCACAUAUGAUAGUAAUCACUCACUUCACC
Molecule: messenger RNA, 877 nt
Organism: Pseudogymnoascus verrucosus
Lineage: Eukaryota; Fungi; Ascomycota; Leotiomycetes; Thelebolales; Thelebolaceae
Exons: 2
Coding region: 181-795 (204 amino acids)
Source: RefSeq, a predicted model, not a curated record